Molecule: messenger RNA, 2517 nt
Organism: Drosophila elegans
Lineage: Eukaryota; Metazoa; Arthropoda; Insecta; Diptera; Drosophilidae
Product: calphotin
Exons: 1
Coding region: 1-2517 (838 amino acids)
Source: RefSeq, a predicted model, not a curated record
AUGGAACCAGAGGCUUCGCCAGCAGCAGUUUCUGCCCCAGUGGCCACGCCCGUGGCUCCAACAGCAGUGGCUGCUCCGACGACAGUGGCCAAUCCUGCGGCAGUGGCUCCUUCACCGGCAACACCGAUUGUGGCAGCACCUAUUGCUGCUGCUCCUACCGUUGCUAGUGUGCAACCAGCAGCAGUUACUGCUCCUGCUCCAAUUUCUAUCGUUCCCGUCGUUGUUUCGCCAGCUCCUGCUGCUGCUCCUGCUCCCGUUCCUGUCAUUUCUGCAGCCCCAGAACCUGUUGUUGCCGCCCCAGUCGUGGCAACUCCAGUUGUUGCCACACCAGCUCCAGUUGUUGCUGCUGUGAUUGCUGAACCACCUGUACCUGUUGCUGAGACUCCUGCUGCUGCUGUAGCGUCGCCCGCUGUUGCUGCCUCAGCACCUGUUGCCGUGGCUCCUGUGAUCGCUGUGACACCAGUUGCGGUUACUCGUGUAGUCUCCACACCAGCAGCUGCUGCUGUUGAGAUUCCGCCUGCCGUAGCUCCACCAGUGGAGACUCCAGUGGCUUCAGCACCCAUACCUGUAACAGAAACUCCAAGCGUUGUCGACACUCCUGCGGCUGUUGCUCCUGUGAUCACUGCAUCGACUGUUCCAACAACUGCUGCUGUUGCUGAGGCUCCAGUGAUAGUAUCACCCUCUGUUGCCGUGGCUCCUGUGACUCCUACACCAGCGCCUGCUGUCACUGAAGUUCCAACUGUUGUUGCCCCACCUGCGGCAUCUCCAUCUCCCAUAGUGGCAACACAAGCCCCUGCUGCAGAGAUUCCAGUGGCCGCUCCUGUGAUCUCACCGCCAAUCGCUGUUGUUGCCGAUACUCCGAUUGCUACAACAGUAGCAGAGGCCGUUGCGCCACCAGCGGCAACUCUAGUUGCUGCAACACCCUCACCGGCUUUACAGACUUUACCCGUUGCUGAAACACCGGAAGUCGUUGCUCCUGUGGUCGCUGCACCACCAGUUGCAGUUUCUGAGACUCCAGUUGAGACUCCAGUUGAGACUCCAGUUGUCAUUGCUCCGCCGGUGGCUGCCGUAUCAACACCAGUAUCAGAGACCCCAGUAGUUGCUGCAGUUGUUGCUCCAGUCGUUGCCGAGGCGCCUGUUGCUGAGCCACCUGCUGUUGCUGAUCCACCUGCUGUUGCAGAGGCACCAGUAGUUGCUGCCGAGAUCGCUGCUGUUGCUGAGCCUCCAGUUGCAGAGCCUCCCGUCGUGUUGACGCCCGAUGUUGCACCACCAGUGGCUGCGCUGGUGAUACCUACCGAAGCUGCCAUAUCCUCGAUACCAACAGAAGCUGCUGCUGAAAUUCCGUCGCAAGUCAUCCCGCCUGUUGAGCUUCCAACUGAAGGAGCUGUUGCCGGAUCUACACCACCAGGUGCAUUUUCCGAUACUUCGAUUGAAGUUCCAGCUGCAACGAUUCCCGAACCAGUUGAAACACCAGCUGCCGUUCCAGAAUCUCAAGUCGUUUCCGUGGCCCCUGUGGAAUCUCCUAUAGAGCCAUCAUCCGGAAGCGCUCCGGAUAUUCUACCACCAGCUGUUGUGUCAGAUGUCAUUCCUGUGUCAACACCCGAACCCAAAGCAAUCGAAGCCACCCCGGUGGAACCUUUGCCUGUUGAGACUCCCAUUGCGACCCAGGAACCAGCAGAAAUUCCAGCAUCCAUUCCAGAAACUGUUGCAGAGAUUCCAGCUCCGGCACCAGAGAACAUUCCGGAUCCUGUCCCAAUCGAAACUCCUGCAACGGCCCUUGAGCCCGAAAUCACCACUAUCAGCGAACCUUCUGCCGUUGCCGAAGUUGUUAUUGAAACCAUUCCACCAGCGGUAGUUGAGCCAACUAAUCCUGAACCAGUUGUAGCUUCUGCUGAGCCGAUCACUGAGCCACCGCCUAAUGCUGUUGAAUCCGUAGAGCCAAUUCCUGCUGAAAGUGUUCCAGCUGCUGAACCAGAAAUCACUAAGGUCAGUGAGACAUCCGAUACUAUUGCCCCGGAAGUACCUGUAGCAGAGAUUCCAGAAACGGCACCGAAUGUUGUUGAGGAAUCAAUAGCUACCGCUCCGGAACCUGCAGUUAUAGUUUCGGAAGAAGUACUGGUAACUAAGGGUGAAGAUGUUGUUGUGGAGCCCCUUGAAACACCAGCUGCUGUUGAAAUUAUUCCGGCAUCAAUAGAGCCAGCAGCUGACGAACCAAUUGCAGCAGAAGAAUCAGUUACUGCCACUGAAGUAGAAGCCACAACUGCCGAAAAACCUGUAGAAGAGGUCCAGUCAGAAGAAAUCCCCGAUAGAUCAUCUCCAGAUCCCAGUUUAGUGCCAGUGGCAAAGAUUACGCCUUUGCUGAGGGAUCUUCAGACCACCGAUGUUUCUCUGCUGGCCAUCGCCGCCACCUUGGAUGCCAUUGGAGAAAAGCUCAAGGACCAAAAGGCAAGAAAUCAGCAGGUAAUGGACAGACUAUGCGAAAUCGAGAAAAUUCUUGGCCCUCCUAAAUCGAACUAG